UGUCAGUUUUACACUUAUAUAUACUAUAUCGUACACGUUCUUAUCUAUUAUCUUACUUGAGAUCUUUCCUGUACGACGUUCUUAUCUAAUAACUUAUUUAAAAUUCAAUAAGAAAUCAAGAUAAAUAAUACUAUUUUGUGUUAUCUCUGUCAUGAAUUAAUAAAAUAAUAUUUCUAUUAUUUAAUUGACAAUUAAUUAUUGUAAACAAAAAGAGAUAUAAAACAUGGAAAGUUUCCCACCGCAGAAAUAUGUCAAUAAAAUAGAAACUUUUGAUACGUGUAUGAUAGAAGCUACAAAUCAGCAAGAAAUCAAUCAAUCAGUAGGUGCACAAACCCCUAUGCAAACUGUACAAGUAAAAAAUCAAGAUAAUCAUGAAUCAUCAACAUUGCACCAACAACAACAACAACAGCAGCAACAACAAUUGCAACAGGAUCAAAAUCAAAUCACUCAAAUUCAAUCAAAUAUUCAGCAAAAUAUGACACUUACUCCAAUUCGCUUACCUGCUAUUUUAGAUGGUGAAUUCUUUACAGUAAUUAGAGUAGAAGACACUAAUGUUACAGUUAGAUGUUUACAGUGUCAAAAAUUGCUUAAUGGAAAUUUGAAAUCUACUGGAAACUUUUUAAGUCAUAUAAAAAGACUCCAUCCACUCAUGAUAGAAAAAAUCAAAUGUAAAUCUAACCAAAGGAAACCUGCAAUGGUAUAUAUUGAUUUAUCCUCUGAUAAAUAUGCAGAAAUCAUAAGAACAAAAAGAAGAUACAGAAAAUACUAUAAACCAGAGGAAUGUCAACCUGGUAAUGAAGAAUUGUAUGAACAAUCAACAGAAUGGACUGAUCAAACUCCAGUCAUUCGAAGACGAAAAUCAGAAGAACCUGAAUCUAACGAUUUUUUGAAAAUACCACAUAAUAAUUCCAUUGUUAUGGAAGAUGAAUUUGAUGCAAUUGGUCGAAAUGUAGCAGCAAAACUUAGAAAUAUGCGUUUAGACCAAAGAAUAAUAGCUGAAAAGUUAUUAAGUGAUAUUUUGUUUGAAGCUCAACUUGGUAAUCUUCACAGAGAUUCUAACAUACACGUAUAAGAGAAUUAUUUUAUAAUAUAUAUUUUCUAUAAGUGAACUGAAUUAUAAAUAUACUUUAAUAAAUAUAAAAAGAAUAUAUUUUUAAUAAAUUUGAAUAGGAGCUUUAAAAGUUUUAAAGUCCAAAUAUCCAAAAACUUUUAAAGAACCAAGUAUACACAAUAUACAUUGGAAGAAGUAGAAAUUUUAAUAAUUAUAAAAAAGGAAUAUAAAUAUAUCUAUAGCUGUCAGUGUAUAUAAUAUAUAAUAUUGUAAAUAUUAUCAUAUAUUGUAUGCUUAUCAUUAAGCAAAAAAAUUGCUGCCAGAUAUAGUAACUAUUUAUAAGUCUUUUUUUAGACGAAUCGUUUUUAUAUAAAUAUUAUAUAUAUAUAUAUAUAAUGACUAUAAUUGUAAAUAAUAAUAAUAAUAAUAAUAAUAAUAAUAAUAAUUAACAACAAAUACAUUAACAAAUACUACACAUACACAUAAUUAUUAUAUUUGUUUGAAACAUUCAAUCUUAUACCCCUGAAAUAUUUUUCUAAGAAUUAUAAUUAUAGAACAGUCAUUAUCGAUUAUAAUCUAUCUUUUUCUAUUUUCUAUGAUUUAGAACUUAAACAAAUAUAUUUAUUCAGUCAUACUGAUUGUGAGAUCUUUUCACAAUUGCUCUAUUGCAAUAUUUCUAAGCAUAGAAACUUAAAUGUUUAUUUAAUAUUUCGAUUUUUUAUCAAAACUACUAACCAGAAUAAUCCUGUUUUUAUCGAUUGUCAACUACUAUAUACUCUUCGUUUCUUUGGUUUAAAUAGAACAUGAUAGACUAUAGUUGAUGAAAUACAAAGUGCCAUACUGAUAAAAAUUGUACAUAAUGCAUAAUUAUACCAAAAUCCGUCCCAUUCUGCAUGAAAAUACCAUGUUAGUGUAAAGACAGUAUUUUGAAUUAUAAUGAAAAUAUAAUAUGGUAAUAACCAUUUAUCUGCAUA
Vespula pensylvanica (western yellowjacket) is the source of this 2025-nucleotide messenger RNA. RefSeq lists its product as uncharacterized. NCBI's taxonomy places the organism in Eukaryota, Metazoa, Arthropoda, Insecta, Hymenoptera, Vespidae. The transcript is spliced from 4 exons. The record is from RefSeq and is a predicted model, not a curated record. Bases 224 to 1072 code for a protein of 282 amino acids.